CUGAAUGAGGUCGGAAUUCAAACAUUGCCAUGGCCCGCACGCAGUCCCGACUUCAACCCAAUAGAACACGUAUGGGACAACCUCAAAAGAUGCAUUAGAGCCAGGAUACCAGUUCCUAUCACCACCACACGAGAGUUGAAAGCAGCUGCAGUAGAGGAAUGGCACAACAUUCCUCAAUCUGAUAUCCAGGAUAUUAUAGAUGGGCUACCAAACCGGCUGCAAGAAGUCAUUAGUGACAGGGAAGGCAACACCCAUUAUUAA
Messenger RNA from Parnassius mnemosyne (clouded apollo), 261 nucleotides. Lineage: Eukaryota; Metazoa; Arthropoda; Insecta; Lepidoptera; Papilionidae. The record is from the annotation of a GenBank genome assembly.